This is a messenger RNA of Aptenodytes forsteri (emperor penguin), 985 nucleotides long. RefSeq names its product ovomucoid. The transcript is spliced from 8 exons. Gene Ontology annotation, molecular function: protein binding. NCBI's taxonomy places the organism in Eukaryota, Metazoa, Chordata, Aves, Sphenisciformes, Spheniscidae. The coding region runs from base 1 to 849 and encodes 282 amino acids. The record is from RefSeq and is a predicted model, not a curated record.
AUGUCCAGCCAAAAUCAAUUGCCUAGCAGAUGCAGACCAUUACCUGGAAGUCAAGACCUCAAUAAAUAUUACCAGCCUCAUUGUACUGGUGACAGAUUCUGCUGGUUGUUUUAUGUUACAGUUGAACAGUUUAGACAUUGCAUUUGUAUAUAUUUGCAGUUGGCCUUGGAGAGACCAUCUCACGAGCAGAGUGGGCAGCCUGCAGACUCAAGAAAUACUUCCACCAUGACCACGGCAGGUGUUUUUGUGCUCCUCUCCUUUGCGCUUUGCUGCUUCCCAGAUGCUGUCUUUGGGGUUGAGGUGGACUGCAGUACAUAUCCCAACACUACAAAUGAGGAAGGCAAAGAGGUGUUGGUCUGCACCAAGAUCCUCAGCCCCAUCUGCGGUACCGAUGGAGUCACCUACAGCAAUGAGUGCCUGCUCUGUGCCUACAACAUAGAAUAUGGAACCAAUGUCAGCAAAGACCAUGAUGGAGAAUGCAAGGAAGUUGUCCCUGUGGACUGCAGUAGAUAUCCCAACACGACAAACGAGGAAGGCAAAGUGGUGUUGCGCUGCAACAAAGACCUCAGCCCCGUCUGCGGUACCGAUGGGGUCACCUACGACAAUGAGUGCCUGAUGUGUGCCCGUAACCUAGAGCCUGGAGCCAUUGUUGGCAAGAAGUAUGAUGGUGAAUGUAAGAAGGAAAUUGCUACAGUUGACUGCAGUGACUACCCUAAACCUGUCUGCUCGCUUGAGUACAUGCCUCUCUGUGGCUCUGACAGCAAAACAUACAGCAAUAAGUGUAACUUCUGCAAUGCAGUCGUGGACAGCAAUGGGACUCUCAUUUUAAGCCAUUUUGGAAAAUGCUGAGUAUCGGUGCUGAGAGAAUUCACCACAGGAUCCCCAGUGGCAAAUCCCAGCUAACGAUCUCACCUCAGUUCAUCUUGCCCUCUGGGGAACUCAGCUCACUCCUGAUUUUCUUUCUCAAUAAACUAAAUCAGCAACA